Messenger RNA from Ogataea angusta, 432 nucleotides. RefSeq lists its product as uncharacterized. The transcript has 2 exons. The record is from RefSeq and is a predicted model, not a curated record. Lineage: Eukaryota; Fungi; Ascomycota; Pichiomycetes; Pichiales; Pichiaceae. The coding region runs from base 1 to 432 and encodes 143 amino acids.
AUGGUUGCACUGGUAGCUAUCCAGCUGUUGUCGCCCAUAAUCGCCCUGCAAGAGAAGUCCAUGCCGUCGCCUCGGCUUCCUGCGUCCAGCGGGUGGUCCGCAGUCAUGAUGCGUGUUCGCCCGGUCUGGAAAACGUUCCAUCAGCGACAUGUCCAGAAUCACCGCAUUGGCGUUGAUGUAGAGAUUGUCGUCAGCAAUGAUCGAAGCCGUGGUCGCCAAAGGGUGCAUCUGGCGGGUCAAACCAGGCACUCUAGAGCAGCCCAGCAAUCGAGUUGUAAACCCAUCAUCAUUUUGCCAUAUUCUGGCGUGCUGGAGACGGUUGGUUUUUUGAGUGCCAGAUUUGUGAGCUCACGGGUAUCUGGGAUUGACCAUAAAUAUAUUUAUCGUCGCUCACCGCCACGCGUAACCCCACUAGCCACUGUACUCAUGUAA